CGAGCGAGCGAGAGAGAGAGAGAGCGCGAGAGGCGACGACGGGCAUCGGCAGCGCCGCAUUUCGUGGGAACACACAAUGCAUCUGAGGCUGACCGAGCGACUGGAAACUGUUUUUUACCGCGCUUUCCUAUUUUUGAUUCGCGUUUCUCUCCUGCGUUUAUUUAUUCAUUAAUUUAUUUAUUUGUGUUGCGUCUUGUCUGUCUUUUUUUUUGUCCUUCUUUUUCUUUUUACCCCCCCAUCUCCUCCCUCUUCUUCUUCGUGUUCUUUUUUUCCCUUCUUCCCAACCAGCAGCCUCUGACGCGCAAGGACACUACAGCAUCCAUCCACGGCAGGAACGCUCACACAGAGCAUCCUCUGUACAGGCGCACCAGCCGUUCUUCCUUCCUUCUUUCCUUCCUUUCUCUCUUACCUUCCUUCCUCCCACUCUCCUCCUCUCUCUUCCCCCCCUCCCCCCUCCUCCUCUCCUGUUUCUGUCGGAACCCAGAGGACAUCGGGAACCCUUGCUUAUACUUAACCCCCCUCUUCCUCUCCACCCACCCACACACCCACUUUUUUCUCUCUCUUCCCCCCUCCGGCUCCCUCUCCUCUCCAACGGAGACAUGGAUCUAUGGUUUCGCUCGGUCCGGAUUUGCUGGUGGAGGGUUUUGCUUCUGAUGAGUGUUUUCCAGGACUACCUGAGCUCCAUGCUGGACUGCCCGCCGACCUGCAGCUGCUCUCAAACAGAGAUCUAUUGCAAUAAGUCCGACAGCGGCAGGUUCUUCCCGCUGCUCGCCCUGCAAGACACCGGCAGCAACGGGACCGGCGUGGAUAUCGCGGACUUAUUCAAAAACAUCACCUCCAUACACAUAGAGAACUGGACGGGAUUGCAGACUCUGAGAGACGUCGAUAUGGAGCUGUACACCGGACUACAGAGACUGACCAUCAUGAAUUGUAAUCUGCGGGUGAUCCAGCCUCGAGCCUUCGCUCAGAACCCACACCUGCGUUACAUAAACCUGUCGAAGAAUCCGCUAACCACCCUGUCAUGGCAGCUCUUCCAGCACCUCCAACUCUCUGAGCUACGUCUGGACGGCGUGGUGUUCGACUGCGGCUGCAGCAUCCGCUGGAUCCAGCUGUGGCAGGAGAAGGGAGAGGCGGGGCUUCACACGCAGCAGCUGUACUGCAGGGUCGGAGCCUCCAAGAUACGACUGAACAACAUGCACAUCAACGGCUGUGAAUUACCGGAGAUCAGCGUGAGCCACAGCAGUGUGUUGGUGACGGAGGGCGAAAACGUGACGGUGAGCUGCAACGGAUCCAGACUGCCGCUGCCUGAAGUGGACUGGAACGUCGGUGACCUGCAUUCCAUCAACACACACCUGUCGAACGUUUACUGGCCGGACAUCCAUUCCAUCAACUUGACGCUGUUCAACAUCAGCCGAGACGACAACAAUUUCCAGCUGACCUGCAUCGCCGAGAACCUGGUGGGGAUGACCAACUCGUCGAUCCAGCUGAAUGUCCAGUUUCCACCAGUGAUCAUGAGGCUGGCUGAGCCGGAGAAACGCCAUGACACCUGCAUCGAAUUCACAGUUCGCGGUUACCCGUACCCCAAAUUGCGCUGGUUCCACAAGCAGACGGAGAUCAAGGAGAAUGACUUUAUCUGGACCGACAAGGAUACCUACCAGGACUACUUGGAGGGUUGUCUGUUGUUUAAAAACCCGACCCACCUCAAUAACGGCAACUACACUUUGGAGGCCAGCAAUCAUUUGGGAACAGUCACGAAGACGGUAUAUGGUCACUUCCUCAAAGACGAGAUAGACAUUGGCUCAGUGGAAAUAGGUGGGAUCCCUGAGGAUGAAACAGGGCGACCAGAAGAAGAUACAUUUGGGGUUACCAUCGCCGUGGGUCUGGCGGGCUUCGCUUGCGUCCUCCUCCUCGUCCUUUUUGUUCUCAUCAACAAGUACGGCCGACGCUCCAAAUUCGGUAUGAAAGGUCCCGUAGCCGUGAUCAGUGGUGAGGAAGACUCUGCCAGCCCUCUUCAUCACGUCAAUCACGGGAUCAUCACGCCGUGUACUCUGGAUGCGGGACCUGACGCGGUCGUCAUAGGAAUGACUCGCAUACCUGUGGUGGAAAAUCCCCAGUACUUUAGGCACGGACACAACUGCAACAAGCCGACCACUCUCGUGCAGCAUAUAAAGCGGAGAGACAUCAUCCUGAAGAGGGAGUUGGGUGAAGGGGCGUUCGGUAAAGUCUUCUUGGCAGAGUGUUACAACCUCAGCCCCACCAAGGACAAGAUGCUGGUGGCUGUCAAGACACUCAAAGAUCCCAACCUGUCAGCCAGGAAGGACUUCCAACGGGAAGCGGAGCUGCUCACCAACCUGCAGCACGACCACAUCGUCAAGUUCUACGGAGUGUGCGUGGACGGAGACCCGCUCAUCAUGGUGUUCGAAUACAUGAAGCAUGGAGACCUGAAUAAAUUCCUAAGAGCCCACGGCCCUGAUGCCAUGAUCCUGGUGGACGGCCAGCCGCUGCAGUCCAAUGGAGAGCUGGGCCUUUCCCAGAUGCUGCACAUCGCUACCCAGAUCGCCUCAGGCAUGGUCUACCUGGCCUCCCAGCACUUUGUUCACAGAGAUCUGGCAACUCGCAACUGUCUGGUUGGAAACGGCCUUCUGGUCAAGAUUGGAGACUUCGGCAUGUCCAGGGAUAUCUACAGCAGCGACUACUACAGGGUUGGAGGACACACCAUGCUACCUAUCCGCUGGAUGCCCCCCGAGAGCAUCAUGUACAGGAAGUUCUCUACGGAAAGUGACGUCUGGAGCUUUGGGGUCAUCCUUUGGGAGAUCUUUACCUAUGGGAAGCAGCCUUGGUUUCAGCUGGGUAACAAUGAGGUUAUCGAGUGCAUAACCCAGGGCCGGGUACUGGAGAGGCCACGGAUCUGUCCCAAGGAGGUUUACGACAUCAUGCUGGGCUGCUGGCAGAGGGAACCGCAGCAGCGACUGAACAUUAAGGACAUCCAGAAGGUCCUGUUCGCCAUGGGAAAAGCCACGCCAGUCUACCUGGAUAUCCUGGGCUAGCAGCAGCCGCUCCCCCUCACCACACUCCCUCCCUCCCCAACCAAC
Messenger RNA from Xiphophorus maculatus (southern platyfish), 3092 nucleotides. RefSeq names its product neurotrophic receptor tyrosine kinase 3 (gene ntrk3b). NCBI's taxonomy places the organism in Eukaryota, Metazoa, Chordata, Actinopteri, Cyprinodontiformes, Poeciliidae. The coding region runs from base 600 to 3047 and encodes 815 amino acids. Gene Ontology annotation, biological process: regulation of phosphatidylinositol 3-kinase/protein kinase B signal transduction; multicellular organism development; positive regulation of kinase activity. Gene Ontology annotation, molecular function: neurotrophin binding; neurotrophin receptor activity; transmembrane receptor protein tyrosine kinase activity. The record is from RefSeq and is a predicted model, not a curated record. Gene Ontology annotation, cellular component: plasma membrane; signaling receptor complex; axon. The transcript is spliced from 17 exons.